This is a messenger RNA of Parastagonospora nodorum SN15, 1838 nucleotides long. RefSeq lists its product as hypothetical. Gene Ontology annotation, biological process: transmembrane transport. The record is from RefSeq and is a predicted model, not a curated record. Gene Ontology annotation, cellular component: membrane. Gene Ontology annotation, molecular function: dipeptide transmembrane transporter activity. Bases 1 to 1803 code for a protein of 600 amino acids. The transcript is spliced from 6 exons. Lineage: Eukaryota; Fungi; Ascomycota; Dothideomycetes; Pleosporales; Phaeosphaeriaceae.
AUGGCUGCCACUACCAAUGUCAAGACCAGUCUGGAGGUUACCAAAGGUGCAACGGUCUUCGACCCCAUCCCCCUCGAUGCCAGCUCCUCGAACUCGCUCAGCGAUGAGAACACCACCCUUCUCGGACCGUUCCCUACCGAAGAAGAGUGGGCGACGCUACCCCGUGUAGCUGGUUCGAUCCCGUGGCAGGCAUGGACUGUCGCUAUGGUCGAAUUCGUUGAGCGCUUCAGUUACUAUGGAACAAGUGCUGUCUUCGUGAACUUCAUUCAAAAGCCCCUUCCUCCGGGUUCGCGAACUGGUGCCGGUUUCCUGAAGAAGCCAGGUUCUGGUGCGCUUGACAUGGGACAAAGAGCGUCUACGGGUCUUACCAUGUUCAACCAGUUUUGGUCCUACAUUACCCCUCUUGGUGGCGCAUGGUUGGCCGAUGAGUACUUUGGUCGCUAUCUUACGAUCCAGUACGCCAAUAUCAUCGCUAUCAUCGGUCACAUCCUCCUUAUCUUCUCGGCGAUUCCCCAGGUCAUCACCAAGCCCGAUACUGCUAUUGCCAUCUUCUCGGUCGGUCUCGUCAUCAUGGGCAUCGGAACUGGCGGCUUCAAGUCGAACAUCUCGCCUCUCAUUGCAGAACAAUACAAGGACCAAAAGGCAUACGUCCGCGUGAGGAAGAACGGUAACAAGGAGAUCGUUGAUCCCGCGACUACCACAGCUCGUAUCUACAUUUACUUCUACUUCUUGAUCAACUGCGGUUCGCUUACCGGAUCUUUGGCUAUGGUCUACUCUGAGCAUUUUGUUGGAUUUUGGCUAUCAUACACACUGCCUACGAUCUGCUACUUGCUCUGCCCGCUUAUGUUGCUCUUCUUCAAGAAGCACUACAAGCUGUCGCCACCAACUGGAUCUGUCAUGGGAAGAGCUGCCAAGCUCAUUCGCCUUGCGUUCAAGAAGAGCACCAAGAAGAACUGCUUCAAAGAUGAGGGCUUCUGGGAGAGAGUUAAGCCUAGCACAAUCCGCGCUAAUGGCGAGACCCCGCCCACCUGGAUGACCUUUGACGAUGCUUGGGUCGACGAGGUCCGUCGUGGUGUUAUUGCUUGCAAGGACGCUUUCGAGUACAACAGACACGCCAACACUAUGAAGCUCGGCAAGACUCCGAACGACAUCGUCUCCAAGCUCAACCCCAUCUUCAUCAUUAUCGUCAUUCCCAUCAUGGAUUUCGGUGUUUACCCCGCUCUCCGAAAGAUGGGUGUCAACUUCACGCCGAUCAAGAAGAUCACUGCCGGUUUUGCUCUGUCUUCGUUCGCCAUGGUAUCUGCCUGCGUCAUUCAGUGGUACAUCUAUAGCAUGUCACCAUGCGGAAAGAACAUCAACAAGCUUAGCAAGACACGCAAGGACUGCAGCGCCGAUAUCUCCGUCUGGGUCCAGGUCUUCCCGUACGGCCUCAUCGGUAUGUCUGAGGUGCUCGCUUCGAUCACUAAGCUCGAGUACGCGUAUACCAAGGCUCCCAACAACAUGAAGUCCACCAUCCAGGCCAUCGCUCUAUCCACCUCGGCCGUAUCUGCCGCUCUUGGUCAAGCUUUCGUUUCUCUCUCAGAAGAUCCUCUCUUGGUAUGGAACUACGGCUCUGUUGCUGUCGUCGCAAUGGUUGGUGGUGUCGGUUUCUACUUGACCUUCCGCAAGACCGAUCGUGAGGAGGACGCUAUGAACAACCUCAAGGAGAGUGCCUACAUCGGUAACAAGAAGGAAGACGAUGUGGAGAACGUCGAGACGACGAUUGUUCGAGACGAGAAGAACGAGAAGGGUGCAUUGAACUAAGCGCACCCGGAUCGGCUGCUGUUGAAAUACUAGAC